CAGAAUUCAGUCGAACUCGUGAUCUCGUCGGGAGCAGUCGUCGUGAAAAGCGUGUGUCAGCCGCAAACGAAACCUAAACCAAUCCAACCAAACACACACACCACCACAACCACAGGGAGAGUGUGUGUGGUUUGUGGCACAGUUUUCAAAAAAAAGUUCUAAAGAGGCCGCCCGGUGCCUUUCCUUUGUGCUUUCCGGCCUGUGUGUGUGUGUGGAGGUGAUUUUCUGUAUUUUUUCUUUCUUGUUUUCACUAUUCACAACGAAGACCGGCAAGUGCUUUGAAGGCCGCAAUGCGAACCACACCACAGAAAUGAUUAGUUCCGCUCGUGCCAGCAACAUCUGAAACAGUGUGUGUCUUGACAGUGUGAAAUAAUUUGCGUCCGCUGAACGUCUGUGUGUCUGCCGUCUUCGCGGAAAGUGUGUUCUUAGUGCUCCCUUUUGCGUUUUUUCUUGCCUAACGUUUGAGUGAGUUUGUGUGAGUGUUCUUUGUGGGGCAAAGGGAAAAAACAGUGAGGAAGCACACAAGAGCAUCUAGCAAGUGAAAGAAAAAGGAAGAAAGCUGAAGGAAAGUCACACGCGCGAGUGCUGUAACAAUGUCUGGACCGCCGAAUAUUAACAACAAUCAACUUCCAUCCUCCAGCGGUGGUGGUGGUGGUCCGGGUAGUGGUAGAGGGUGGUUACGCACACCUCCACCAACGUACUUCCGGUCGCCCUCGCCAUGGGUACCGCCCGGUUCGGCCGCUCCACGGCAAAACUCGCCCGUAACGGCAGGUUCGUCGGCUGGCGGACCGGCCCGCGGACCGAGCGAGUUUGUCUACCAGCAUCCAAGCUCCGGGGGAUUGCCGCCGUACGGUGGACCGGGAGGUGCUGCUGCCAGUAGCACUACCACCCACCAGCAGCAGUACACCACGCAAACGACAACGUACCGCGCAACGACAGCAACGCCGGCCGCUGCCACUGCUCCCGCCCAGGAGUAUCAGUUCCAGCGUCCGAUCCCGUCGGCCAUGACACCGACUCACUUUGUGGCUUCGGCCACCCACUAUCGGCCCGUUUCGCCGGCUGCGGUCGCACCCCAGCCCUACCCGCAGUACAGUGCGCCGACCAUGUCGCCCGUGUCGUCCCUGCAUCGUUCGAUGACGCCGCACAGCGUCGCGAGCGGUGGUUACGGACCUCCGGUUGAUUUCCACCAUUCGGUUAUGGGGCCACAGCAGCAGGUGCGACCGGGCUCGACCCAGAGCUCGGUGUACGGGGGCAUGACGUACCAUUACGGGCCAGCGGCUGGACCGUCCAGUCAUCAUCCGGCGCAGUCGCAGUACGUGAUCUACGAUUACGGCGGCGAGAUGGGACCGUCGACGGCGGAAAUCAUUGCGGCCCAGUCGCAGGACUACGUGGACGAGAAGCUGGCCGAAUAUCAGGCCACUAUUAUGCUGCUGCAAGAUGAACAAGAACGUGUACAGAAGAAAACUUUCGUGAACUGGAUUAACUCAUUUUUAAGCAAGCGCAUACCACCAUUGAAGGUCGAAGACUUGAUCCAUGACCUUAAGGAUGGCACCAAGCUGUUGGCCCUGCUGGAGGUGCUGUCCGGCGAGAAGCUACCGAUGGAAAAGGGAAAAGUCUUGCGUCGGCCCCACUUUCUGAGCAACGUUAAUACCGCUCUACAGUUCCUUACCAGCAAACGUAUCAAGCUAGUCAACAUCAACCCGUCCGAUAUUGUCGACGGACGUCCGGCUGUGGUUUUGGGCCUGAUCUGGACCAUCAUUCUGUACUUCCAAAUCGAGGAGAACAGUCGUAUUCUGCAUUAUCUGAACGAAAAUUUGAGCGGCUCGUUGAGUUCGUUGGGUAGUAGCAGUUCCGCGUCGAACAUACCGAGCUUGAGCGCGAACAAGCAGGUAACGUACAGUGGUACGGCUACGGUCGCCACGAGCAGCAAGGAGAUGAUGAAACAGGGCCCCAAGAAGACACUCCUUACGUGGGUGAACAGUGCCUUGCCAAAGACAACGGGCUUGGAGGUCCGUGACUUUGGACCGAGCUGGCGCGAUGGCAUUGCGUUCCUGACGCUGAUCGAUGCGAUCAAAACGAACGUCAUUAACAUCGCCGAGAUGAAGAAGUAUAACAACCGGUACCGUCUUGAUACGGCGUUCAAUGUCGCGGAGUCGGAGCUGGGCAUUGCGCGUCUUCUGGACGCCGAAGAUGUCGAUGUCAACAGCCCGGAUGAGAAGAGUAUCAUGACAUACGUCGCACAAUUUCUACACAAAUACCCGGACGUGAAGAAUAUCAAUUCAAAGAGUGACAGCGAACGCGAACUGCUGGAACUCCUUGAUUGGCUUCGCCGAACGGUACGAUACUACGAUGGCAUGCACGGCAAGUACCCCAACAACUACUCCAUGUACGAGAGCGUCAAUGGCGAAAAGCUCGAGAAGCAAAACAUCUACAAGAAGGUGAAGAGCAUCAAUGCCGCCAAGAUGACGCCGGAAGUGCAGGAGCUGAACAGUCUGUGGACCCAGCUGGAGCGUCACAUGCAGCAGUGGCUCUGGUAUCUAGACAGCAGCCUGCCGGAUCAGUUCGGUGCGAUUGGCCGUUGGUUAAGCAAUGGAGAGAAGCUGCUAAACGAUGACGACAUCCCGAACAACAUGAACGAAGAGACGGCUUCACUGAUCAGCAAGAAGCUCGAGGCGCACAAGCAAUUCUUCGCCUCGUACUACGAAGUGCGGGAAACAUUUAACAACGUGAAACUUACUCCACUUGCGAAGAAGGUCCCGCUGGGACAGUUGCAAAACAUGGAAAAGCGACUGCUUGAUAUCGAACCGUGCGCUAGACAGCGUCGCAUUAAGCUGAAGUAUCUGGAGCACAAGUGCUGUCUGAUCGCUUUCCUGAAUCUGCUCGAGAACAAGAUCAACGGUGUGAAGUACAACAACGAGGAGACGGUGAAGCAAUCGCUGGAUCAUCUGAAAAACUUCGUCACACGCAACCAGAUUAUGCAGGAGUUUGAGAAGGCGCUGAUCGACAUGCGGCAGGUGAUCGAGGAGUACAAGAUCGAUGGUAACAUCACGAAGAAGGAGAUGUACAAUAUUGAUGUGUUCCUACACGAGAUCGAAGAUCGCUGGAAGAACGUGUCGUCCCGGUUGAUCUGCACGGAAACGAUGCUCGAGGAUGUGCUGUCGCAUUGGCAGCGCUGGCGCACGCUGGUGCAUGAGAUCGAGACGUGGCUAAGGCAGGCGCACGAUGCACUCCAAGGCACGGAAGACGAGCGGAUCGAGUUCUUCCAGAACAUUAGCGUGUACAAGGAGAAGUUUGAUGCGCUGACGGAUACGUUUAAUAUUCUGAAAUCGACCUGCGACCAGGAGACGGCCAUUGCGCUGGAGCGAAAGUAUGCGCAGCUGGGCGGACAUUGGGAGCAGGUGUUCCAGCACACCAAGCAGUAUCUGCACGUCGGAGACAUUCUGCAGCAUCGUCAAAAGUUCAAGACUGAUGCGGCGCAGCUGAACGAAUGGAUUCAGCGUACUGAGACGGCACUUGGACGGAACAACUUGCGCGAUGCGGCUGAGAUUCGGCGUUGCGAGACGGAAAUCAAGCAAAUUGCUUGCGAAAUUGAAGCGAUGGAGGAACUGUUCAAGUCGAUCAGCCGUAGCUUCCAGGCAUUGAUCAAGGAGUACUCGCGCGAUGAGGUCGACCGUAUGAUGAUGAUGAUGAAGAAGCAAAAGGAAGCGUUGGUUCGGGUGCGUGCACAAAUACCGAUCAAGCUGCACCUGUUCCAUCAGCUACUGACGCAGCAGGAAGCACUCGAAACGGGUCAGCGAGAAAUCGCUCAAUGGUUGGAUGAGGCCGAGAAUCUACUGAUAUCUUACUCCUUCACCAACGAUCCGCAGCAGACGAAGAACAACCUUGCCAAGCAUAAGGCUUUCUUCAACCGCACACUGUACUAUAAAUCGAUGCUGGAGAGUAAGAACAACGUGUUCCAAAAUUUACUCAAGCUUACCGAUACGGACAGCAGCAUCGAUAUGAGUGAUGCCGCCACGAAAAUGAAGCAACUAAACGAUCGCUUCGCCUACGUCAUCAACAACGCAAACGAUUGGGAGUACAAGCUUCAGGAAAAUCUACGCGUCUGGGAAAACUUCACUGAAAGCAAACAGAAGGUGGAGUCAUUCCUCCGACAGGCGGAAGCCUUCCAGAAGUCAGCCAUCCCGGUGGACAAGGAAGCGGACGCAGAGUCCCAGCUGGAGUUCUUCAACUCGGCCGACCAGACGAGCAUCAACACGCUGGAGCGCCACACGGAGGAUCUGCUAAAGUAUCUGCCACCGGCCGAGCAGCAAAUACUGAUCGCCAAGGUGGAAGACAUCCAGCGCCAGUGGAGUGAAGUGAUCCAGCAGAUCCCGCUCCAUCUACUGAAGGUUGAGUUCCGGCUGAACGAGCUAACGUUCAACGGAUGUGCGAACGACAUCGAGAAGGAGCUGAACGCUGAAGAGCAGGCGUUCAACUGCAACGAAAACUUUGAAGCCAUCUUGCAGCGUAAUUUGGACUACUUCAAGAAGAACGAUCUCCAGCGGGUCGAGCAGGUGCUGGGCAAUAUGGAGAAGAUCAACUACAUCUAUCUGGAAAAGUCUGCCAACGAUCAGGCUCUGGCUCCGCUUUAUCAGCGGGCGAAUGAUAGUUGGAUUGCGAUCUGUAAACGAAUUGACAGCGUGCGCAACAUACUGCACAAGAUUCCGGCCCAGUGGGACGCUUACCACGCCAAGUUCGACGAGAUGAACGGAUGGAUGGAUCGAGUGGACGAAUCGCUGCGCCAGAUCAUGGUGGAGAAGCAGACGAUGGAAGAGUUCGAGCAGGAAAAGGCGACCUUCCAGCUAAAAACAAUCAUGAACAUCUGCUUUGAGGCCGAUGCAAAGCGUGAAGACAUGAAAUGGCUGGUGAAAACGUUGGACUUUUUGCUGAGCCACACCAACGAAGAGCAGGCCACGAUCGAGCAGGAAAAGAUCGAGAAGCUGAUUGCUCGCUACAAAACGCUCAUACCGACGAUCGAAACCACCAUGACCAAGACGGAGGUGUUUGCCAAGUGCUACACGUACCGCCGGGAGGCACAGGAGAUAUGCGACUUGCUCGAUCGCAUCAAGUCGCAGGCUCGCAGUGUACCGCCGCCAGAAAGCUACAAGCGCGUGAACGAGAUGAUCGAAGAGCAGCAGUACUCGAUCAAGGAGCUGGACAAUCAGCGAGCGCACAUCAUGAAGAUGCUGCAGCGGGGCAAAGAUCUGAGCAAAAACCCAAGCGCACCGCAGUUCAUCGCGGGUGAGAUUCGUCGCCUGGAGACAGGCUGGAACGAUACGUACAACGAAGCAGCUGAGAAGGUACGCGCGUUAAAGGCGAUCCAGAAAGUUUGGGGCGAUUACAACGAGCAGAAGGGACAGAUCGUUGGCCUGCUGAACACGGCUGAGAUGGAACUGCGCUCGGUCACGCCGUUGCAGACGGACCCGAAAAGCGUCACGCAGGAUCUGGAGAUGAAGCGCCAGCUGGCAUUGAACUUGAAGCAGGCGUCCUCCAAAUCACUGCUGCAGCUGAACGAUUUGUGCCGUGAUUUGGGCAUCUCACUUCCGCCGACGACGCGACAAGUGAUCGAGAAGGAAGUGACCGAUCUGGGCAAGCGGGUUGACAACACGGUCGACUACGUGGAGCAGCGUGUCGUCUACCUUGAAGACUACAGCGACAAGUGGAACGAGUACAAGCAGCGACUGGACAGUCUGAAGAGCUGGGCCAACAACGUGUACCCCAAGAUGGUAGCUGCGAUCAAGCAGCCACAAAUCAGUGCCGAAGAUCGAGUGCUGAAGGCGAAACAGCUCGAAGGUGUCUUGGGCGAGAAGAUUCGUCAGCUGGACGUACUAAACGCAAGCGCUGCCGAUCUCGCAUCGAAGGAAGGCAACCUAAGCGAGAUGAAGCGCCUAAAGGCGGAGGUCGUUCAUCUGCAGGGCACCUUCACCGAGCUGCACCGUAUGGUGGACAGCGAGAAGGCGCUGGUCGGCGAAGACUUUGAGACGUGGAAGAGUUAUACCCGCGACAUGGACAGCCUGAAGGAGUGGGUCGAGCGGGCCAAGCUUGCGCCGGAGCUGGAGCAAAUUCGGCCUUCGACCCUGCCGGAAGCACGCGCCUACCAGGGCCGCUUGGAAACGUUUAACGAGCAGUGCGAGGGCAAGAUGGACGAGCUGCAGAACGUGAUCAAGAGCUCACAGAACAUCCGGUACGGCGUGAAACCGUCGGAGGAAACGGAUCGGUACUACAUGAUCGUUUCGAGCAUCUACGAGAACGUGCAGCAUUUGCUGAACAAAACCGGCAAGCUCGUGACGAACUGGGCCCUGCUGGAUGGAGAUCUGGAGAAGCUGAACCACUUCAUUGAGCGGGCCGAGGUACGGAUGGGUGAAUUAGUCACUGUUCAUGCUCCAGGCCUGCCCAUCGAUGUGCUGGAAACGAAAAUCAAAUCGUUGAAGCUGUUCAGCAACGAAAUCUCCGAGCAGCAGGCGAAGCUGAUCGCGCUCGUCCACAUGUUCGAUCAGAUCAACCACAGCCUGUCGGAGGACGGUGUGAAUGGGGUGCGCGACAAGCUGAAGUCGGCCAAGGAUCGGCUAACCCGGCUGAGUGAUGAUGCGCGGGCUCAGAUUAACUCCAACUACGAGUGCAUUGUGGAGCAGCAGAGCUUUAACACCCAGAUGACGGACUUUAGCAACUGGAUGGAUCAGAUAAGGACAAGCAUUAGCGAGCUGGAGAACACGGCGGUGGAUGAGAUCGAGCUGGCGGCACAAAACGUGCAGUAUCUGGUUCAGCAGCACGCGGACAAGCGCAACACGUUCAACCACAUCUACGCGCAGGUCAAGCAGCGGAGCCUGACGAACAAUCCGAUGGAGAACCAGCUGCUGAACGAAACGUACAGCUCGCUGGCUAGCAACUACCAGAACCUGGAAUCGAGCCUGCUGCAGAUGAGGGACUUUUUGCAGAAGUGGCUUGCGUUUUUGCAGUGGCACAAUACGACGAAGGACCAGCUGGCGUAUCUGCGGGAGAGUAUGAUCAAGUACGAUGUGUCGAGCGAGGAGCAGCUGAACGAUGCGAAUCGGCGCAUCCAGGAAGUGGGUACGGGAUUAGAAAACUGGCGCCGUUUGUCCCUUGCAAUGGAGCAGGAGCCGUGCAUUUCGUUCCACGAUAAAGCCCACAAGCCGGUCAGUGCGAUUACGAUGAUUGCGGAUCUGGAUCAUAAGCUUUCGAGCAUUCGGUCGCAGGUGGAUGGUAAGCUAAAGGAGGUCGAAAAUACGAAAGAUCGCGUCACUAAAUUCCACCAGUCGCAGAAGGAUCUGACGGAUUCGCUCCGUGGAAUUGAGGAGAUGCUGAAGGGUAUCGUACAAGCCGCUCGGUUGUCUACGCUCGACGAUGGUAUGGAGGAUUUGUCCACUCUGAACGAGAAGAUCAGUGAACUGUGCAGUGCCAAGGCACAGGUGCAGUACGAAGGCAACUUGUUGCUGAAGCAGGACGUCGUUGAUACUGGAAUUGCAGUACAGGAAGAGCUGAGCAAGCUCGACAAGAAGGUCACCGAUUUGCAACAAGAGUCCGACGAAACACUUCGCGCCUUCUCUACCACAAGCGAUUUGUAUGCCGACUUCAACAAGUACAACAUGAGCUUUGCCAACGAGCUGAAGCAGAUUGAGGCGCUCAACAACGCUACGGUGCUGAACUUUGACAGCAAGCCCGCCCUUCAGCAGGCUCUGGAUCAGCUGAAGAAAGCGUCCGAGACGAUGACGAAAAAGGUGAAGCGAAGCCUCGAUGUGGUAGCGGGCAAGGGAAAUGAGUUGGCAAAAACCUUCCGUGCCUACAAUCCGACCGAUUGCGACAACAUCCUGGACAUCAUUCGUCACAACAAUGAGCAGUUCAAGGCGAAUCUGGAACGCUUGAUCGACAACUCGAGCGUGCUCGACCAGAAGGUGGCCCUGUACAAGCAGGCGGAAGAGCUGUACCAAGAUCUGGACGAGUGGCUGCAGUCCAAGCGCGAUCAGCUGUCACGCGUGCUCGAAAAUCCCGGUGAGAUCGAGAGCAAAAUUGUGACCUACCGUUCUGAGCUCCCUGCCCAGCAAGCGUUCAAAGAAACGCUGGAAGGAUUGUUACAGGAGUUUAAGAAAAUGAAUGGUGGCAGCCAGCCGAAAGAUCUGCACAGCAUGUCGAUGCAACUGGACGAUGGGUUUGCCGCGAUCGAAGAAACAGUGGGUCGUUUGAACAACCGAAUGUCCGAGUAUACUGCUGACGAGCGUCGAUUGAAACUUUCGAUCAAGGGCAUCAUAGAGCGCAUCUACAGCAUACGGGAGGAGAUCGUGGGCUGUGAUGAUAUGACGCUGGACAGUGGCAAGCAGCUGGUACAUCUCGCUGGAUGUCGUGAGUUACGCCGCAAGUUGAACCGAGUCGGAGAGGAAAUCACCGAUCUGAAGAAUGAGUUCGCCGCGAUGGAAGCAAAGUACGAUCAGGGCAUCAAGGAGGCGUCUACCGUAGGAAAGGAGAUCCAGAAUCUCGACCAGCGUUUCGGGCUGGUGAUGAACAGCUUGAACGAGGUGGAGACGAAGCUUACCAAGGGUGUGGAGAAGUCGUUCAAGGACAAGCUCGGUGCACUGACGCGAAUGAUUGGGGCGCAGAGUGAAAAGCUGAACUGGUGCGCACCGGAGCCGACGAGCGACAAGUACCAGCUGGAGGUGAAGCGUACCACGCUGAACGAUGUACGCACCAGUACCGAGGACUGCGAACGUAUUCUGGGUGAGGUCGAACGAUCACUUACCGGUGCUGUAGUGGAGCUGUUCACACCGGCGAAGGUUAGCAACAUGUCGGACGAAACGCAGGAAGUUAGCAAGCAGCUCGAAUCGUUGAAGCGUGCCUUCCAGGAGACGGAGAAACAACUGACGGACAACAUUGCCCUGUGGCUAAGCUACGAAGGUAUCUCGGAAGAGGUCAUCCACUUCCUGAAGGAUCUGGAAACGCGCAAUCGCAUGGAAACGGUGCUGUUGAUCGAUUUGGCUAGUUUAGGCGAGAAAUCAAAGGAAGUUGGCGAGGCACGUGCAACUCUAGAGGAGUUCAAAGUGAAGAUGGAUCAGCUGCAGUCGGUUGGCAAUCAGCUGAAUGAGGUCAAUCCAGAAUCACGAGCACUGGUGUUGGUGCAUCAUCUCCAGAACAAGUACCACACGUUCAGUAAGUACUUCGCUCAGCUGCUCGACCGACUGGAGGACGUACGGUUGAAAGAUGUCCAGUUCCGGGAAGCGGUUGAUAAGAUUCGUCACUGGCUGCGCGAGAUGCAGAACAAAAAGCAUGCACAAAACCUGGGAGCGGAGGCACAAGUACAGGCCCUGUCUGAUCGUGAGUACGAAGCUGCCAAGGCGCUGCGAGCUGAAAUUCUGUCCAAGGAUAGUGCGCUGAACGAAACAUGCUCGUUGGGCGAAAAUCUUUACGCCGAGGUUAGCGUUGAGUGUCGCGAGAGCAUUCGUGAUGAGAUGAAGCGCCUGCGUGGUGACUACAACGCCCUACUUGAGGAGGUUAGUGGUGGCAUUAAGCGCAUCGAAGCCGAUCUGAUAAAGAAAAAGUCGAUCGACGAAAGUCACAACCAGCUCAACAAUUGGCUGGCGGAGCUGCGGGGCAAGAUCACGUCUGGUUUGAGUGACCGAUAUGCCACGUUGCCAGAGAAGAAGAGCGCCCUGUAUAGUGGCAAGAACAUGCAGAAAGACAUCACGGUGCACGAGACGAAUCUGGACCAGAUUCAGAAGAAGGUGAUGGCCCUACCGGAUCGAAGCUCGCUCGGACAGAUUGAAGAAACGCGCCAGAACUAUGGUGCGCUGCGGGAGGAGCUCGAUCGUAAGGUGGCACUGCUUGAGCAAGCGAUCAAGUCGCACGAGCAGUACAACGCUAUGCUGGAGAAGUCGCGCGAUUGGCUGCUGAAGCUACAGUCCCAGACGGAGGAGAUGUUCAGUGACGGUGAUCUUACCAAGGCCAAGUUGGAGGAAUACCUCAUUCUCGUUGACACGGUGCUGACGGAGGAGGAGCCGGCGCUGGAUGAUGUGAACGAGUGUUACAAGCAGUUUGCUGUUGUGAUGGCACAGACGCACGAGAACGGUCAUUCGGAGUUGCUGCGUGCGUUCGAAGAUGGUAAACGCCAGUGGACGACGUUCUUCGACAAGUGCCGUGCGUUCAAGGCUCGUUCGGCUGAGUCACUGAAACAGCUGGACGCUUUCAACGCUCGACUGGAGGGAGCGCUGGUUUGGUUGGCGAGCAAGAAGGCCGAAAUCAGAGAUGCCACCGCACAGGGACCACUCGACGCGAAACAACAGUGCUUGGAGUCGUUGAAGAAACUGCGUGACGCCAUCCAGAGCUACGGUGUGACGGUGAGCGGCAUCCUGGAAGAAAGCCACCAGGUCAAAUCAAAGUUUGAUGUGAGCGGUAAGGUGGGCCAGCUGCAGAACGAGUAUCGCAUUGUCGCAGGACUGUGUGCGGAAGCGAUUUCGAAAGCCGAGUCUACCCUGAACGAUCAGAGCGAUUUCAACCAGGCGUACGACGAGUUUGAGGCCCUGUUGCGUAAGAAUCUCGAGGGACUGGAAGAGUUCCGGGUGCUGGUGGGUGAUCUGAGCGUGCUGCAGGAGCGUCAGCUCCGGCUGAAGGAGAUCGCCUACAAACGGCUCGAUGAUAGUAGCCCGUACGAAGAUCUGAUCAAUCGGGGUGAGAAGCUGUACUCGUACACCAGUCCCGAGGGUCGUGAGCUGAUUCGCCAGAAGCUGGGUGCUAUCCGGGAUCUUUGGGAUCGAUUCUCGGACGAGCUGAACACGGUAACUCAGCGGUUGGAUCAAUGUAUUCUUCAGUUUGGAGAGUUUUCACUGCAGCAGGAGCAGCUAUCCAAGUGGUUGAAGGACAUUGAAAAGUCGAUGGAAGUGAAUGCCGAGCUGAAGGCUAACAUCCAGGACAAGCGUACCCAGUACCAGAACCACAAGCUAAUGCACCAGGAGAUUUUAUCCCAGGUCGGACUGGUCGAGUCAGUUUGUGCCAAGGCACAGCAGCUGCUUACUCUGACGAAGGAUCAGCAUCUGCAGAGCUGUGUCGUAUCGAUCAAGGACACGUAUCAGGGCAUCGUGCGCAAGUCGGGCGAACUGUUGGACAACCUGAACGCUUGCGUACAAGCACACCAGAGCUACGUGACUGCCGCCAGCAAGCUGCGCAGCUGGAUCAACGAGGAGAAGGAUAAGGUGUUUUGCUGCGAGGAAACGGGCGGCGAGAAGGGUGAGAUCAACAAACGCAUCGAAGCGCUCAGCAAUCUGAAGCUUGGCAAGGCGAAGGGCGAUGAACUGCUCAACGCCCUGGUACAGUGCUUUGAGGCGAUGAAGGAAAGCACAUCGGCGGCGGGUAUUGGUACGGUCGAAAAGGAGAUCGGCGAGUUGCGUAACGAGCUGGCUAGUUUGUAUGGACAGAUUGAGGAGUUGAUCGGUAGCCAGCGCAAAUCGCUGACCGGAUGGAGUCAGUUCGAUCAGGAUCUGGACGCGCUUACGAAGUGGUGCCGCUCGAUGGAAGGCAUUUUCCGCGAGCAGCAGCUAUACGAUUCGCUCGAGCGCAAACAGCAGCAGCUGGAGGUGUUCCGCAAGAACCAGGAAGCUAUCGGGGACAAGCAGAAGCAGAUCGACGACUUCGUGACGAUGGCACAGGCGCUCUUUACGAAGACGGGUGUGGAGAAGAUUAAGUUCUACAUCAACCAGCUGAUCAAUCGCUACCAGCUGCUGCAAGUUCUAAGCAAGGAGGUCGCGAACCGGGCUCAGAACAUCGUCAACGAUCAUAAGAACUAUCAAGAGCGGUACAACGAGAGCGUCGCUCGAUUGGCCGAGGUUGAGAAGGAUCUGGAAACGCUAGGACAGGAGAAGCUCGGCGCAGCCAACCAGUCGAAGCUGCAGCAGUUGGAGAUUGAGAAGGAACGAUUUGAGAACAAUCUGACCAGCCUAGUGACGGCCAGCGAAAAGGUCUUGCCUGAAACGAAUACCCAAGGUCGGGAGAAGAUUCGCGAGGAGGUGCGUGAGCUGAAGGAUCGCUGGGAUCAGAUCAUUGCCGGGUUGAACAACCUGAAGAAGCAGCUGGACGUACGCUCGAUCCAGUGGUCCUCAUACCAGGACAUACUACAGCAAGUGCUGAGCUGGUUGGACGCUACGGAACGCAAAAUCGAGCCAAACGAAUCCCAAAGCUGGAACUCCACGCAAGAGAUCCGCUCGAAGCUGUUCAAGUACAAGGCGAUACUGCAAGAGAUCAGUGGCCAUCGCCGCGUGAUCGAUUCGCUGAAGGAAAAGGCCGACUCGCUCGGUGCAGACGCCCAGAACGAAGACAUCGCGGCAAAGGUGCAGUCGAUUACAGAGCGGUAUGAGCUGCUGAAGAAGUCGUGCAGUGAUUUGAUUCGUCGGUUGGAGCAAUCGCUUGAGCUGUGCAAUAAGUUCAACGAGCUGCAAAAAUCGUUGCUAGACGAGCAGGACUAUCUGUUCGGGGAGUUGAAGCAGCUGUCCGAUGUGUCCGGUAACAAGCGAGCGGUGCAGGACAAGGUCCAGAAGAUCGACGAUCUGCAGCAGGCGAACGGCAAGAUGGAAGAAAAGUUCAAGAACCUCGCUAAGCUGAUUACGGACAAUAAUGAUCUGAUUUCGUACGGUGCCAAAACGGUCAUGGAGCAGGAUCUGCAAAAGAUGAAGGCUGACUUUGAGAAGUUUAUUGGUUCAAUUGGGGACGCCCGAGUCGAGCUGCAGAAGCGUAUGCAGCUGUGGGACGAUUAUCAGCGUGAUCUGGAUCAGAUCGGUGCGUUCCUGGCCGAGGUGGAGGAUACCAUGCGCGGCUAUACGCUGAAGAGCAGCUUGAACGAGAAGCAGGAGCAGCACGAGUACUAUCAGACACUGCUAGGUCGAUUGAAGCAGAAUGCGCUCGAGUUUGAUAAGCUGCUGGACAAGUCGUCAGAGUUGCUGCAGAGUAGUGGUGAUACGAAGAUAUCGUUUAACAUGCAGCAGCUGAAGGCACGCGCCCAGUCGGUGGAGGGUACGGUGAAGGAGCUGGCGAAGAAAUGCGAGGCUGCUUACGGUGAUCACAAGCAGUACCGGCAGCGGUACGACGAGUGUGACAAAGAGUUGGACGAAAUUCGAGACGUGUUUGACGGGUGUCGUAUGCAGCAUGCGCAAAGCAUUCAAAGCAGCAAUCAACAGGCGGAUCCACAGGCAGUUCUCGGCACGAUACAGACGCUGCUAGCGAAGCAUAAUGUGGUGACGGUGCAGUGCAAUGCAGUGUCGGAUAGUGGUGAGCAACUGUACGCUACUACUGCGUCCAAGGGCCAGCAGAUGAUACGUAGCGAAAUCCAGGAGUUGACGGCCAAGUGUGAACGGUUGUUUGAUGAGGUUAAUGAUUAUGCCCGUUCGUACGAGGGUCGGCUGGCGAAGCUGUCUGGCUUUAUGGAGAAAGCUGAUCAGCUGCAGGAGUGGCUGAACAGUGUUGAGGGACAGCUGGGUCGUGGUAGUCUCAUACUGAAGCCAACGCUCGAUGAGAAGUGUGCUCAGCAGCAGGCUUACGCGGAACUUCUGAACGAUAUCAAGAACCAUCGACCAGAGUUGAACAAUGUGCGCGAUCUGGUGGACAAUAUGCAGGAACAGCACCCAACGAUCGAACGUCGUAUGGCGGAGCUGACCAGUAAGUACGAGGAAUGUCUGGAGAAAGCUCAAACGUACGGUGAUCAGUACGAUCGCAUCGUGCACAACCAUCGCCAGUACUGCAAGGCCGUAAUGGAAACGCAGGACUUUAUCGACGCCAACCAUAACACGGUAGAGCUGUGGGGUGAAACCGAUCUCGACCAGGUAUCCUUGAUGACGAAUUUGGAUCGACUGACGGAGCUGAAGAAAUCUAUUACGGCAGAACAGAACCGGGUGGACCAGAUACGCACACUGGGCGAGGCAACGAUCCCAGACACGAGCGACGAGGGACAGGCUAACAUCCGCUCACAGAUUGACAUUUCGCAGCAGGAAUGGGAAGGUCUGCUUGCUGCCAUUGACAGCACAAUGGACGGAAUUCGCGGCAAAAUGGGCGAAUGGAGCGAUUACGAGAAGAUCCGCACGGAUUGUAUGAACUGGAUGCGCGACAUCGAUGCGAAGAUUCAUUCGGUUGAUCUGAAGGCGACGCUGAUCGACAAGAAGGCCACGCUGGACUAUCUGAAGAGCUUGCAGGGUGAGGUAAAGGCGAAGGAGCUCGAGAUUGACAACUUCACGGAGAAAGCCCAGCAGCUCUAUCGGGGCUAUCUGAGCAGCCGCAACUCACAGAUAUCUGAGCUGGCGGUCAAGUAUCAGCAGACGGCAAGCCGCAUCAAGGAGCUGGUCGGUCGCUGGCAGCAGUACGUUAUCCAGCAUCAAGAGCUGGAGACGCGCAUCGGCGAGCAUCGCGACUGGCUAAACGGUGUGCGGGAAAAGCUGAACUACUGUGCGGAUCUGUCCAGCACGUCGGAGAAGGAGCUGCAAAGCAAACUGAAGCUGGUGCAGGAUAUGAUCGUGAACAAGGAGGAUGGAUCUGGCCGACUGCAGACGAUCGUGGAUCUUGCCCAGCAGGUACUGGCCUGUACAACACCAUCCGGACAUGAGGCGGUUAACAAGGCGGUAGCUGCACUGCAAGAGGAGUGGUCUUCGCUUGCGUUGCGUAUGAUCGAUAUUCGAGCGAACCUUGACGAAGCCAUCAACCAGUGGUCCGGCUUUUUGGAUCAAGUUAACGAUCUGAAGCGCAACAUCGACUGGAUGGAGAACGAGCUGAGCGGAUUUGUUGAGUUCCAGGCCAGCAUGGCCGAUAAGCGGGCACAGCUGGAGCGCAUUAAGAAUACGGAGGAGAAGAUCCGACUGGAAAAGAUCGAAAUCGAACCGUUGAAGCAGAAGACGUCCGAGAUGGCCGCGUCUGGACAGCAAUCACAAGCGGCAGCGACAGCGCAACAAAUUCUCAGCAAGUUUGACUAUCUGGCGGAGAAGAUUAGCAAGAUACUGACUGAUCGGGAGGACCAGUACCGUGACCAUCGGCUGUACAAGGAAGCGUACGACGAUCUGUUCAAUUGGAUCAGCCGAGCCCGGGAGAAGCUGCCGUGCGUGAAGCAACAGUCUCUGAGCGAUAAGCUGACGAUGGACAGUGCGAUCGCACCGCUCGAUGCGCUGAUGAACAAGAAGGCGCAGGGUGAGCUGCUGGUCGAGCAUCUCGUACACACGGGCGAGGUCGUGAUGGCUUCGACGUCCGAAAAGGGCAAGGAAGCGAUCCGCAGCGACAUCAACGGCUUGAAGGCAAACUUUGAGUCACUGUUCGGGGAUAUCGACAAGCAGAAGCGGGAUCUCGAGAAGACGCUCAACUUGCUGCGCGAGUACAAGGAAGAGUACGAGCGACUUUCCGAGUGGCUGCAGCAGGUCGACAUUUUGGUGAAGAACCACAAGCUUGCGAUGUGUUCGAAUUUGGCCGAAAAGGAAAAGCAAGUGCGCGAGAUGCGUGAGCUGAUCGGUAAGCUCGAGAAGGGCCAAGGAGAAAUGGAUAAGUUCAACGCAUUUGCGGCACCGCUGCUGCAGUCCCAUCUCGAUACGUACAUCGGCAAUCAACUGCGCCAUCUGAACUCUCGCUACCAGGUACAGGUAAAUCUGGCCAAGGAUGUGUUGAAGAAGGUUGAAACCAAUCACGAUCUGCACCGCGAGUACAAGGACAACCUGACGAAGGCGAACGGGUGGAUCGAGAAUGCGAAGGAAAUCGUUCGCUACUCGACCGAGAAUGUGGACAGCGUGAGCAAGGACAACUUGGAGAAACGAUUGGCGAAGAUUGUGGAGCUGAUACAGCAGCGUGAGCAGGGCCAGAACUUAGUCAAUGCCACCGUCAACACGGGCGAAAAGGUUGUAAAGAGCACGAAAUCCGACGGUAAGGAGGUGAUCAAUGGUGAGAUCAAGGACAUUCAAACGAACUGGGACCGGCUGGUAAAGCGCAUGUCCACGGCGAAGGUGCAGCUUGAGACGAACCUCCUCCAGUGGGCCGACUACAGCUCGAGCUACAACCAUCUGCAGCAAUGGAUUCAGGAUCGCGAAAGCAAACUGCAGCAGGUGUGCGAGCAGAAGGUCGUUCGCUUCCGACUGGGUGGAACUUCGAGCAGUCUGAGCAGUGGUUUGAACGAACGAAGGGCGAAUCUGCGCCAGGCGAACGAUAUCGUGCAGGACAUCGUAAGCUUUGAGCCGAUGAUACAGUCCGUCGCUAGCAAAGCUUCGGAUCUGCGUCAAACGUCACCGGCUUCGGAGAUUUCCAACAAGUACGAAACUCUGAGCAAGCAAGCGAAGGAGAUGUUCGAGAAGCAGAAGGAAACGGUGGAACUGCAUCAGGCGUUCAUCGACGCUAGCAAUGAAUUUGCGGCCUGGAUCCGCAACGCCAAGGAGUGUCUGAACAAGUGUUCGGAUUCACGCGGCGACAAGGAGACGCUCGUUUCGAAGAUGACCCAACUGAAGAUACUGGACAACGAUGUGCCGGUCGGGCAGAAGAAGCUCGAAAAAGCGCUCGAACAGGCAGAAGUUGCCUGCCGCAACGUGGAAGGCGAAGAGGUGGAAGCGAUCGAGAAGGAGGUAGCGAUUUUGCAGGAGGAGUUCGACAACUACUGCAUAGCGCUGAAGAAGAUAAGCGGUGCGCUGGAGAACGGUAUCGUGCGCUGGACGGAGUAUGACGAUCAGUAUGGUGUUGCGCUGAAGUGGUUAGACAGCAUCGAGCAAGAGGUGCAGACGUACAACAAGAUGCAGGCCAAUCUGCAGGAGAAGAAGCGCGUGCUGGAGGAGUUCCAGGACAAGCUACAGACGCUAUUCGACUGGCAGCGCGAGCUGGAUAGUUUGAAUAUGCGUGCUCAGGUGUUGUUGGAGAUCUGUGCCGAUACGCGUAUCAGUAACGGUGUUACGCAGCUCACGACCAAGUACAAUGUGUUGUUGUCGAUUGCGAAGGAGAUUAUGCGUCGGCUCGAACUGCACUACCAGGAGCAUCAGCAGCACAACACGCUGUACGGUGAGUGUCAGGAUUGGUUGGAUAGGAUGCGCGAGAAGCUGAACGAAUGCGAAUCCGUACCGCACACGGUUGCGGAAACGCAAUCCAAGCUUAACAUUGUUAAGGGCAUUAGGCAGUCGUUGGAGCAGGGCCAGAAUAAGCUGCGCUAUCUGAUUGAGCUGAAGGAGAAGAUUGUUCUCAGCACGGAAACGAGCGGAGCAUCGAAGAUCGAAGAAGACACAGAAAACCUCAAGACGGAGUACGAAUCGCUGAUGGUGGACAUUACCGAGACGCGCCAACGACUCACUAAUCAUCUGGCACAACUCGAGGACAUCGGCAAGCUGUCCCGGAUGGUUGCCGAAUGGGUUGAGGAGGUGCAGGGCAAGCUGGACGCUGGCGAGACGAUGCAGAACGAACUUGCCGAUAAGCGUGUGCUGCUGGAGAAGUACCGUGCCAUUCAGCGAGAAACGGGCAACUACAAUGAGCUGGUCGAGAAGAUCAAGUCCAAAAUGACCGACAACGCCAACAUUGACGUGGAAGAGUUCAACAAGAUCCUUACCGACUACGAAGCGAUCGUGGCAAAGGUGGUAGCUGAAAUCGAGCGACUCGAGAACCAGGUCAACAAUCACGAGCGCUUCAAGCAGGCGCUGGGAGAGCUGUACGAAUGGAUGAAGACCACGCGUCAGACGAUUCAACAGUCGUCCGACUUCCACGGUGACAAGGAGCACAUUGUUGGAAGGAUCGAGAAGCUGAAGGGCAUCGAGCUUUCGUUUGCUGAUGGAAAAGUACUGCUGGAUAAUACGGCCGACAUGGGCAACUCGCUGGCCGCGAUCAGUGGCCAGGAGGGGCAAGCUACGAUCAAGCAGGAACUGCUGCAAGCUCGGGCCGAUUGGGAAGAGCUUGAGGAGCUGGCACGAAGCUCCCGCCAAACGCUGGAAGAUUGUCUAGCGUCGUGGGACAGCUUCUUGGACAAGUCGGAAACGUUGGGCGCAUUCCUGGAGGAGUACAACGUGAAGGUGAACGGAUACGGUGCGAGCGAAGGAACGGCCGAUCAGGCCGCAGUACUGAGCGAGCUCAAGCGCAUUCAGGAUUUGAUUCUGACGAAAAAGAGUACCGUCGAAGAGUUGAACGACGUGUGCGAGGCACUGAUGGAGAAGAGUGCCUGCUCGACCGUUCGCGAUCGUACCGUCGAUCUGCAGAAGAGCUACUCGACAUUGCUUGGAAAAGUGCAAGGAUUCAUCACCAAACUAGAGAAAAACCUCGUCAGCCAUACCGAGUUCCUGUACUACAAGGAAGAGAUCAACAAGUGGCUAAACGAUGCCAACGCUACGAUCAAGAACUGUAGCGAUGUGGCAGCGGAUGAUGUGCUUGUGAUCAGACAGAAGGUGGUACAGUUACAGUCACUAUCCAACUCGAUCCCGCAAGGGCAGAAACUAUUUGAGAUGUUGCAAGAUUCCUUCACCAAAUCUUCCUACCUCUAUCCGGAAGACAAACAGACAACCAUGUUCCAGGACAUUUCGGACAUUCGCGAUUCGCUCGAUACGGUCAUCAUCGGUAUCAGCUCGUCGCUGAACAACUUGAACGCGCAGGCAAGCCGUUUGGAGUCGUACGAAGAGCUAAAGCGACGCAUUAACGAAUGGCUCGCCACGACCGAGGGUGUGUUCGAGGCACUGCCUGAAACGCACGGCGAGAUGACGGAGGUGAAGACACUGCUCGAGCGCCUGAAGCACAUCCAGACGGAGAUCUCGUUUAAACAGUCGGAUCUGGAAAAUCUUCAACAGGAAGCGGCGAACCUCUUUGACGUUAACAAAUGCUCGGCCGAGAUGGAACGUGUCGCAAGUCUGCAGGCUCGUUGCUCCAAGCUUAGUGAAAAGUGUUCCUAUCAAAUUCGUAACCUAGAGACGGAGCUGGACGAUCAGAUGGCGUACUAUCAGAAUCUGCAGGAGAUAGAGAAGUGGCUGCUGCAGAUAUCCUUCCAGCUGAUGGCCCACAACUCGCUGUAUAUUUACAAUCGCGAGCAAACGCUGGAGCAGAUUGCGCAGCACGAGAAGCUGCUGGACGAGAUUCAGCGUUAUCAGGUCAAUAUCGAUGAUUUCAAUGCGAAGGGUCAGUCUCAGAUCGAGCGGUACAUUCUGAAGGCGCCAGCCAUCAAGAGUCGCAUCGAAACGCAAAUGAAGAACAUUCGCGACAGCUACAACUCGCUGCUGAACACGUCGGUGCAGAUUAAGAACCGACUGCACGACUCGCUCAACAAGUUCCAGGAGUACGAGGAUACGCUGGACGACAUCAAUCGACAGCUGGACGAAACGGAACCGCUGGUGGCGGAGGAACGUUUGCUGGAGGUUGUGGACUAUGCCGUUGGACAGUCACAGCUCGAGAAGGCGCAAGGCAUACACAAUAAGCUGCAGGUGGAGAAGAGCCGUCUGAUGUUUGCUGUGCAGGCGUGCGAAGCCGCUACCGCUAGCAUUAGCCGUCCGAGCUCACCGAUGGACAACGUUUCGCAGAUGAUCCCCGAGAAAGAAUUGAUGGUGCGGGCACGUCUGGAAGAUCUAAUUGAUGAUGUGCAGCAGUGGAUUGCCGAAUUGAUUACCUCGAUCAAUGAUUGCGAACGGCAGCACAAGCAGAAGGUUGAGCUGGAGAACUGGAUCCAGAAGCAGAAGGCGAUUGUCGCCGACUGGGGUUCGAAACCGUGCAAGUUUAGACCGGAAGCGGCCGAGCAGGAGCUGCGUGCGAUGAGCGAACUGUCACGCACGAUCACGGUCAAGCGUGAUGAUCUCCAGGGUGAAACCGAGCAGGACUAUCGGUUGCGCGAGGAGCUCGAGAAGUUGCAGGGCAGUCUGAAGAAGGUGAUCGAUCGCAAGAAGGACGAUCAGCUGGCGAUAGAGAAAUAUCGUAAGAACUACGAGGACGUGCAGGGCUGGUUGGAUGCGAUCACGAACCAGAUUGAUAAUGUAGAAAAGGGUGGUGGUCUUAGCUGCAAGCAGAAGCUCGAAAAGAUCUCCAACAUUAAACGCAUUCUGGAGAACGACUGUGAGAUGAUAGCGAACUUCAAGCGCAAUGGUGAUCACAUCGUGGAGCUGGUGAGCAAUCUCGAUGCACAGCAGGUAACUGAGCAGUUGAAAUCGAUCGAUCGGCGCUAUAACGACAUCACAAAGCGUUUGAACCGUCGGUUGGAUGUGAUUGAUUCGACGAGCAAAAUGUUUGGCAAGCUGCGGAGUGACAUUGGUGAACUAUCGCAGUGGGUAGUGGACAAGAAUGGGUCGCUGGAUGUGCCAUAUCAACUUGGAUCGGAUACGAAGUCGGCGGAGAAUCAGCAGCAAGCGUUCAGAUCACUGUUGAAGGAAAUUGAAGGCAAGCAGUCGUACGUUGAUACACUUGGCAAGCGUUUCUCGAGCAUUCAGUCCGAUCUGGAGCCGAAUGAAAAGCAACAGCUGGAGACGGAACUGCAGACGCUGACCAAAAACGUUGGAUUGCUCAGUGAGCGAGUGCGUGCCGAGCUAGACAAGAUCGUCGAGGACAUCCUGUGCCGUAAGAACAUGCACAACAACCUGGAUGUUACGCGGGCCUGGAUCAAAACGAAGCAGAACGAUGUAAACAAGAUAUCCGACCAAAUACCGCUGCUGUCGAGCAACGUGAACUCGGAGAUCAAGCUGUGCCAGCGCCACGCGCAGACGAUACGGGAGUUUGAAGAGAACGCCUUCAAAGACGUAUCGAAACAGGUACGCGAAAUUAUGAAGGAUUGCAGCGAGGAAGGCAAGGCAAAGCUGGCCCAGGAGUUCGGCGACAUCGAGUCCAAACUGAAAGAGCUGGUGGAGAGCUGCGCUCGGAAGAUCGAGUUCAUGGAGCGCGAGCACGGCAAGCGGCGUGAGUUCGAGGGCCGUAAGGAUCGUGUCUGGAACUGGCUGAACGAGGCGGAAUCGAUCGUGUCGGCGGACAUUCGCACCACGAGCUACGAGAUACUGAAGGAUCAGAAGCAAAAGUUCGACAAACUGUGCGGUGAGUGUGAAGUGAUGAAGGGUGUCGUGAAGGAGGCGGAAGAGUACAAGAGCGCCAUCUUGCCGACGCUGAACGAGCUGGACAAGACGAACAUCAACAACCAGGUGAAAGUGAUGCGCGAAAAGUGGAACGCAAUCAGCAACGUGCUGAAGGUGAAGUGUAAGAAGCUGGAAGAUCAUCUGGUAGAGUACGAGGACGCGCUGGCGAAGAUACAAAGCUGUGCCGCGUUCCUGGUGCAGGUGCAGGGUCGACUGAAGGAAAUGAACCGACCGGUGACGAGCAGGAUUGAAAACAUUCAAGACUUCCUGCUGGCGUACGAGCAGAUACUGGGAAGUUUGAAGGACAAGCGGCUAGAGAUGAGCACGAUCUUGUUGACCAAUCUGCCCCAGCUGCGGGAAAAUUCUGCCAAGCUGGAGGAGAUGAUCAUGGGCAUUGAGGAGCAGCUGCGACGGCUGAAGGCGAUGCUGCUGCUGAAGGAACAGUUUAUCGGAGCGAUCAACGACAUUGUGAAGUUGAUUGCGAAGAUCAACACGGACUUUAACACGGUGGACAACUUUAGCCCGACGGUGGACGAGCGGCUGAUGCGGUACAGUGAAAUUCUGCAGAGUAUUGAGGAGUGCGAGGGUCUACUGGUGGCCGCGACGGAUAAGGGUCACCAGAUCGCUAGCGACGGUACCGAUCUGGACAGGCACAACAUCAUGGAUCAGAUUCAUUCGCUGCAGCAGCAGCUCGGUUCGAUCAAACGAUCGAUCGAGCUGGAGCAGGACAAGUACCAGAAGCAGCGCGCCUACCACAAGACUCUGUCGAACGAUCUGUUCGCAUUGGUGGAUUGGUUCAAGGACAAUGAUGAGCAUAUCCGGUCACGUCCACUGUUUGGUUUGGAUUUGAAGAUGGCCGACCAGCAGCACAGUGCGCACAUUGCGUUGGCUGGCAAAGCGAACAUCAAUCUGAAGAUGAUUGAAGAUUUGCUUGGGAAGUUGGCGCACAGCGACAGCAAACUGCCCGACGAUCUGCAGGAUAUGGUAGAUCGUGCGAGAGCGCUGCAGGAAACUAUUCCGGCAGAGUUGACAGCUCGUGAAGCCUAUCUCACCCAGAACCGUCAGUACCGGCUGGAGCUCCGUGACAGUAUGGAGCGUGUUAAGAAGUGGCUGACGGCGGCCGAGGAACGAUUCGAGCACACGAAAACGUUCAGCUUCGAUCAGGAGAAGAUUACGGUAGCGUUGAAGGAGCUGGAAGAUUUCCUGCACGGCGAAGCGGAAAUUCGUACGCUUCUGUACGGUGCCAUCCAGGAGCAGGCCGAUCGGUUGUGGAAUUCGUUGAGUGAGCUGGACCAAAACCAGUGCCUUGGUGAGUUGCAGCAGUUGAAGAAUCGGUUGAGUGAAGUGUCGCAUCGUGCCGCGGUGCAGCAGACCGAGCUGCUGUCGAACAGUGACCUAGUGAAAUCGUACAAGAAGCAUUCGAGUGCAGUGAACAGUGUGCUUGCCAAGAGCAAGUUGGACGAUACGAUCCUGACCAUCCCGACGCUGCCGGCCCGUAUUGAUCACAUCAACGUGUUGCUCAACAUGCUGCAGGUGCAGCAGAACGAGCUCGAUAUCCUGAACGAACUAUCGCAGCAGAUAGUGAACCGCGCGGAUCAGUACAAUCGGGACCGGGUGCAGAAGGAGACCGGGGACGCGAAUCGGCAGUGGGCCGCCAACACGUCGCUGCUGGAAACGUUGCGCGAAAAUCUCGUCCAGCUACAGCAGCAGUGGGACCAGCUGGAAAGCAUCCUGCAGGAGCUGGAGGUGAAGUCGAACCUGCUGCUCGAGAAGGACCGAGGAUUGGAUUUGGUGGUCCACUCGCGCGAUCAAACCGAGGCGAAGAAGCACAUUGUGGAGAACUUGCUGGAAGACAAGACCGCCCUUGGUCAGCUGAACACGAAAGCGAACGCACUCGCCAAAACGCUCAUCAAAGCCCUACGCGAACAGAAGCUGCUGCCGCAAUCGCUCGAGGAAAAGCUAACGCAUCUGAACGACAUCAACACACGACUCUCGGCUGCUUCAAAGGCAGGAGAUUUAGAACCAGUUGUCUCUGAAAACAUCACUGAAGCAAUGAGAGUAGUCAAGGCUAUACUGGAAGAAGUUCCUAAUACUGAGGAGCAGGAGCUGAUGAGACUAUCGGCAGCUUCAAAAGCAGACAUUUUAGAGCCUGUUAUGCCUGAAUCUGAUGUAUUGGCAGUAAAAGAAGCUCCUUCGGAAGAUGUUUCUUGCGUAGAUAGUAAAGAGCAAGAGCUUUUGAGACUCACAGCUGCUUCAACGGCCGAAGCUUUCGAACCAGUUGUUACUGAAGAACCUGUACCUUGUCAAGACAGUGAAGAGCAAGAGCUUUUGAGACUCUCAGCAGCAUCAAACGCACCUAAUUUAGAACCAGCUGUGCCUAAAAAUGCUGCUGAAGAGUUGGUAGUAAGUAAAACUUCUUCGGAUGAUAUUCCGUGCGUUGACAGAGAAGAGCAAGAACUGUUGAGACUUGCGACGGUAUCAAAGGCGGAAGAUUUAGAACAAUCUUUGGCUGAAAGCACUAUCGAAGAAGUAGCUGGUACUCCAUUGGAACAUGUUCCAUGCCUUGACAGUGAAGAACAAGAGCUCUUGAGACUUGCGGCAGCAUCAAAGGCCGAUGCUUUUGUAACAAUCGCCCCAGAGACUACUGUUGAGGAAGUAACAGUUAGCAAAGAACAGGAGGAUACAAGCUUGCCAAGUUUAUCAAACACAGAAGGUUUCCAACAGGUUGUAUCUCUGACUACCACUGAAGAAGUGUUGGUAUGUGAGAAUACGGUGGAAGAAGCUUUGCUUCCUUACGAUGAAGAACAAGAAACUUUGAAUCGCUCAGUUAUGUCGAAGGCAGAAGCUUUAGAAUCAGUUUUGUCUGAGUCUGAUGUUGCUGGAGUGGUAGUAAGCCACGUACCAGUGGAAGUAGUUCCAGAUAGCGAAGAGCAACAACUGCUGAGACUUUCGGCUAUGUCUAAGGCAGAAACUGUUGAGCCAACUGUAACGACAGAAGACUUACAACCAGUUGUGUCUGAAAUUACUACUGAAAUCGUGGUAGUAACUGAGAUGAUAGAAGCAUCAAUCCCAGACACGGAAGAACAGGAACUGUUAGGUCUUUCAGCAGUAUCGAAAACGGAUGAUAUGGAUUCCGGUAUGCCUGAACCAACAACUGAAGAAGUACAAGUUAUCGAGAAAUCGAUGGUAGAAACUUCAGAGGGAGAAGAGUUCAUACAAAAGACGGAAACUUUGGUGACAGUUGUGUCUAAGACUGUAACUGAAGUGGUGAUCGUAAGUGAUAAACUGGUAGAAGAAGUGUCCUAUCCUGACAGUGAGGAACAGGAACUUUUGAAACGGUCAGUAAUGACCAACAUCGAAACAUUAGAACCAAUUGUUUCGGAGGUUACUGUUACAGAAGUGGCAGUAAGCGAUGAAUCUUUUGAAGAAGUACAAGCUCCUGACAGCGAAGAACAAGAGCUUAGGAGGCUUGCAGCUAUGUCUAAGGCAGAAACAGCAGAGUCUGAGGUUACAGUCGAACAAGCAGUAAUAACAGAACAACAAACGGAGCAAGUACCAUGUAUAGACAGUGAAGAACAGGAACUUUUGAGACUGUCGGCUUUGUCAAAGGCAGAGUUAGUUUCACCAAAAGAUGCUUCAGAAGAAACAACAGUUUAUGAAAAACCACCAGAAGAACUCUCGAAGCUGUUACGACCGAUUUCGAUUGAAAGGAACACACAAGAACAGGAAGCAAUUGCUGCUGUUACUACAGUAGAGGUGGUAGAGCAGAUGGAAUCUUCACUGCACUCUGAGAACGUUCAACAGUUUGUGAUUGAGCUGUCAGUAGCAGAAACUAAACAACCCACAGUACACGAAGACCUGGGUGACGAAUCCAUCAGUAGCGUAGAUGUAUCGAGAUCGGAUGCGUUUGAUUCAAGCAUGGCUUCGGUUAUCAGUAAGCCAGAGAUAUCGUUCAUUAGCAUACCACUGCAAAAGAAUGUGGCUGCGGAAGACAUUGAACUGAUGGUUUCUAGCAUUGAAUCGAAUGAGGGUGUGGUAGAUGUCGCAUCCUCACCGGAUCAAGAUGCUGGAGAAGUUGUAGUCGAAGGCAAGCUGCUUGUUCAAGUAAACAUUCCCCAGAAAGGAACGGAUGAACGAAAAGAAAAACGGAAGAAAGAAAAGAAACAGGCUAAAAAGACGAAACAGUUACCACAAGAUGCGGGGGCUUCGAAGGAUUCUACCGACACAGUUAUUAUUACAUCCAAAACUGAAGAACCUCAGGCACCGGUACCAAACGUGUGGGAACAAAUGAAGGGCAAGAAAACGUAUGCUGAGGUAGUAGCGGGCAGGGAAGCGGAACGCAGAAGACUUCUGGAGCUACAAAAGAAUAAGACACUGUCUUCGGACGUGUCAAUAGAAGAAGAUAUUGAACCAGUAGUGUCCAAGGCUGUAAGUUCCACGGAUAAGACAAUAUCUCGUAACGAGAGUUUUGUUGAAGUUGAGCUAAGUAGCGAAACAGAUCUGCAAACUUUCAUUGAAAGCAACAAGAGUUACGGAAGUAUGGUCAAGUCAAGUAUGUCUUGGGCUGAUAUGGUUGAGGACGACAUGGCAGACAGUAGCACUGCUAGCAAUGCUGGUGUCAUUCCCUCAGAAGAAGAACUAAGCAAGAGUGAACCCAUUGCGUUGGGUGAAACGUCGAAUCAACCAGUGGAGGAUUCUCAAGCAAUCGAUCAGGACAAACAGAACGACUCAGCUAAACGUGAAACAAACAAGAAGAAGAAAAAGCAAAAGAAACAGGCUCAAGUAGUAGCUGAGGCUACUAGCUCUGCGAAAGAUGCGGCACCAACUUCAGAAUUGGAUCAACCAAAGCAGGAUGAAACUACCCCCGCUGUAGAGGCGAACAUUUGGAAAACUGGUCCACUUUACGCUGAAGUUGUGGCUCAAAAUCUUAAGCGAGAGAGAGAAGCUUUGGAAUCACAAUCUGCUGCAGCUCAAUCCGAUGUCCAAUACGUUGUUAGUACAACACCGGAGAAGAUUGCUCAAGCGAUGGAGGUUAUUCUUCCAGUUACGGAGCAUGAUUUUGAUGCACCGGCUUCCGAGUUGAAUAAGAAGGAAGAAAAGAAAUCCAACAAAAAGAAGAAACAGGCUAAAUCCCAACAAACUACAGUUGUUACGGAACAGAUUAUAAUGACAUCUACGGCAAUGUCGGAAGAUACAGAAAUUGUACCCCAACAAACUGACCAAUUUGAGCAAAGUUCUGCUCAAGUUAGUGAGUUAACUAUUGAAGAAACUCAGGCAAUAAUUACGCAGGAUGUACCGAAGGUUGUCCAAGAGGUCGUUACAAUUGUAGAACAACAACUGCCUUCAUCUGCGCCAAAAGUUUUGAACGAAACAGUACAGGAGAAGACUAGGGAUUCAGAUCCUGUUUCGGAAAAUGUUGACACCACAACUGACCGAAAAUCCAAAAAGUCUAAGAAAUCUAAGAAAACAGGAUCCGAGAUCGUUGAUCAACCUGAAUCGGUUGGUCAAUCUGUUGUUGAAACAAACAUUGCAAGUGUUGAAGCAACUAAGACAGAUGAUACCGAAUCAGAUUCUUUGGUAGUAUCCGACAACGAAAUCGUACGAUCUCAGCCUGAAGAUGCUAAUUCUAGGGUGAAGAAAACCAAGAAAAAGCAGAAGAAGAAGCCUUUGAAACAUGCUUCCAGCGAUGAGUCCCCGGACGUUGAGCCGGAAGUUAGUGGUGACUCGACUAUUGGAGAAAUCCAGGUACAAAUUACACAAGAUGUACCGAAGGUUGUCCAAGAAGUUGUUACUAUUGUAGAACAACAACUGCCUUCAUCCGUGCCAGUAGUUUCGGACGAACAACUACAAGAAAAGGCAGAGGAUACAGAUUCUGUUUCAGAAAAUGUUGACACCACAACUGAACGAGUAUCCAAGAAAUCUAAGGCGACAAGAUCCGAGAUCGUUGAUCAACCUUUGCCUGAAUCGGUUGUUGAAACUGUUGUUGAAACUGUUGUUGAAACAAACAUUGUAAGUGUUGAAGCAAUUAUGCCGGAUAAUACCGAAUUGGAUUCAUUGGUAGUACCGGUAAAGGAAGACGUACAGCCUCAACCCGAAGAUUCUACUUCUAGGGCGAAUAAAAGCAAGAAAAAGCAGAAGAAGAAGCCUUUGAAACAUGCUUCCAGCGAUGAGUCGCCCGACGUUGAGCCAGAUGAACAAUCUUCGUUAAAGACUAUUGAAGCAGCAGUUCCACUGUCGGAAUCUCCUAAAGAAAUUGCUCACCUUCAGGAGCAUGUUCAUGAAAACAAGGAGUUUGUUGAAUUGGUUGUAAACACCGAAACGCAAUCCAUUUCCGAUCGGGAAAAACAUGUCAAAUUCUCUGGGGAAAUUGAGAUUCUUAAGGAGGUACCGUUAUCGGAAUCACCAAAAGAAAUUGAACACCUUCUAGAGCAUCACGCACACAAGCCAUCAUCGCUAACACUGGAGAUAAUGGAACCAGUGGCGGUGGAGCACGCUGACGAUGCUCAUCGGCAUGUACAUUUUGUAGAGGAAGUGUCAAUAGUGCCACUGGUACCACUUUCUGAAUCUGUCAAGGAAAUAAAGCGCCUAUCUAGCGUAACAGAACACUCUGAAGAGGAGAAGAUUGAACAGCCUGUUGAAGAUCAACCUGAAGAGGAUGGCAGUGGUGAGCGUAGGGUAAAGUUUGACCAUCAGGUAGAGAUACUACCCACUGUACCGUUUUCUGAGUCUAGCAAAGAAACUGAACGAGACGUACAAGCGGACAGAGAUGCAAAGAACAUUUGCUCAGCUUUGGAAAUCUCUACCACAACCAUCAGUGAAGCGAACGCGAUGAAAGUUGAAGUAGUUGAGCUGGUGGGCAGUCCUAAUCUGAUAAAACCAGAAGAAGAUAAACGCGUUAAGUUUGACCCCUUGGUGGAAGUGUUACAAAACGUACCAUUCUCAGAAUCCGUCAAGGAAACGGAAGCCAUUGGAAGUGAAAAACCCGAACAAGCACCAUUGCGCGAAGAGAGUCCAGAUAUUUUGCCCCAAGCAGAAAGACGUGUGUCCUUCUCGAAAACUGUUGUUAAGAUUGAGUUGGAACAGGUCGAUAAUGAUGAGGAUGAUUUUGAAGUGAUUGAUAUGGCAGAAGUUGAGGAAGUUUUAGUUCCUUCUGUAGAUACAGUUGAAAAUCGUGAAGAAGUUAUUGCGCCUCAAGAUCUACUGCAAAACGACAGCCCUAGCUCAGUUUCUGAAGUGAUUGAUAUGGUGGAAGUUGAAGAAGUUGUUAUUCUUCAUUCCGAAACUAUUGAAAAGCAUAAUCUGCAGCAACACGAUAGUCCUAGCUCAGUUUCUCAAGUGAUUGAUAUUGCGGAAGUACAGGAUGUUAAUGUUCUUCCCGCUGAAACUAUUGAAAAGCGUGAAGAAGAAGCGAUUGUGCCUCAAGAUCUACAGCAAAACGAUAGCCCAAGCUCAGUUUCUAAUACAGCACCACAGGAGGUAGAACAGAAUGCUGCCAAGAAGUCCAAGAAAUCUAAGAAAAAGUCGAAAAAGCAACUAGGUACCCAAGCAGCCUCUCUGGAUGAGCCCGAGUUCGGCAGCCAAGGACCUGCACCGUCCGAUAGCGACGCGACUCCUCGGGCGGGACUUCUGUACGCAGAAGUUGUUGCACAAAGGCCAGAAAAGGAUGAUCGUAGUGCGCUGAAAGCUCAGAUAACAGAUUUAGACACUGAGACGGUUGUAAGGGAGGAUUACUUGGUUGUGCAGGAAAUUUCAAUUUCCGCCGAGCCUCGACCUCACGUGACAGAAAUUGCCCAGACUGUCCAAUAUGAGAUGACGCUCAAAGCGGAUUCCAGUCCCAUUGAGUCGUUGGAGGUUAUGGAUGUUCAUGUCGAAGAAAGCAUUGUUUUGCCUAAAGCAAAUGAUCAGUCAGCUAGCGUAGUAGACCAAUCCGUUGAUCGGGAAAGUACGAUAGAACAGCAAGACGUACAGCAAGGUCUAAGCGAACACGAUUCUCAGUUUGUUUUGCCACCUAACGAGACGGCGGGUGAUGAAUUCGUAGUGGAAGAAAGUUCAUUGCACGAUGUGCCUUUAGAGAUGCAUUCGGUUGAAAGUGUUACAACAGAACAGCCCACUUGCACUACCGAGGAUCAACCUCUGUCCAUGCAGGGGCUUUAUUGCAUUUGGCAGGACAGAUCUUGGCUUGAUCGAUCGUUGUACAGUCAGGCGGAGGAGCGAUUUGCGCGGGUUAGCGUUGCCCAGGAGCAACAGCAAGUCGCACCGAGCGGUGCAUCGUGCAUCGUCGCCGACACACCACCAACAGCAACAGUAACAACAACAGCUGCCCCUGCAGCCACUAACAAUGUACUAACAACAGCAACAGCAACAGCAUCAACACCAAUGCCUCACAUCCCCUGCGAAGAGCUAUCCCUGCAGCAAACCGCGACCACAAGUCUUUGCGAUCCAUCCUCUGUACCCGACUCCAAAUCUCCCGUUCUUCCUUCCACACCCAACACUCCAUCCCUAGCUCCUUCUCCCCCAACAACCCCCGGUACUCCCUUAGGUUCAACGGACAGCGUAGAAUUAAGUAAACAAAAUGUGGCUGAAUGCACAGACAGUAAACAGGCACUAGCGCAAAGUGUGGAAAGUAUUCUGGACUCGCUGAUCAGUGCGGAACUAGAGAUGAACAAUCUGCCGUACGACAACGUGAACGAUCUCAUCAAGGGUCUGCAGAUCCUGAUAACGAACCUAGCCGAGUAUAAGCAGCAAAACUAUGCGAUUGCGAGAUCACUGCCGGUUAACGCGGACAGCCACGUCCGGGCAGCGGUCGAACAGAUCGACGAACGAAUCGACCUAUUACGGCAGCGAGCGGAAAAUGGCCUCGAAAAGAUUCAGCAAACACUGAAGCAACGCGAACAGCGGAAGGUGGAAAUUCGGGACUAUCUCGAGCUGUUGGAGGAAAUCGAACGAUGGCUUUCGGGUACCAGCAUACAGCUUAUGGAGGUGACCGAGUGCAGCACGGAGGAGGAAAUGCGACGACGCAAAGAGCAGGAAAGUGCUGUGCUAAACGAUUUGCGCGCCAAGGAACAGUACUUGCGCGAUGUGCUGGACAAGACGGAAUCGUACCUGGUGUACAAGGACGUGAGCGAUCGGACGGUGACGUUGCGAGAAAAUUUGACCCUGCUGAUACGUAUCCUGCGCGAAAAGGCCUUAAUACUGGAAAAUAACAUUCAGCGGCUGGCCGAUCAUUUGCAACCUGCCGCUACGGUGGAGCAGACGGUACAACCGCAAACCGUAGACAUUGAAAGUCAAACGAGCCCGCUGGCUUCGAUGGAACCGGUGCCCGUUUCGCUUGAUAUAGUGCGCAGUGAAGUGCAAGUUCCUGCGACGGUUGCUGUGUCCACUCAGGAAUCAUCUGUGCAAACACAACCCGCACCCGAACACACGACCGAUAACAUCCUGAUCAUACAGUCCGUUGUUAACGGGCGGGAAACUGUGCAGAUCUCCAAUGUACCACGAGCACAGGGUAUAGCUGACCAGCCCUUGGAAGAGUCUGUGGUUGUGGAAGCGAAGUACACACAACCCGCCGAAGGUAAAGAGAGUGAACGUUCCUCGGAGUUGCUGGUGAAAAACAUUCCGACCCAAUUCGAGACGACGUUUGUCGAACCAGACGAGACAACGACGGAGAUUGUGGUAAACCGGGACGGCUCCAAGAAGAUCACUCUGCGCAAGGUGGUACAGCCAGCCCAAUCCAUUGAGUCAACAAUCACAGGAAAGGCUUCGAUUGUAACCUCAGUCGAGUUGGCACCGGAGCAGUCUGAUGCACCGGCAAUAACCGCUGAGGAAAGUAGGGUGGUCGUCGACGUUGAAGGUGUUGACGUUGUGCUGGAAGAGCAGAGCACCGAGCAGAAGCAGCAAGAAGACCCAGUGUUAGAAGCUAGCUCACCACCUGCCGUCAGCGACUCGCCCGUGCUGGAAACGGCGCAAACCGUUGUUGAGGAGGUGCUGGAACAGCUGGAGCAGAAACUGAUAACGGCUGAGCAGGCUGUCGAGCAACAGCAGCCGGACGAACCGUCACAGGUAUUCGAUUCACAUGCUCAAAAAAUCGCACCAGUAGAGUUGAUUGCUUCUAUCGUUGAGUCACAAACUAGCAGUAGUACACUAUUAGGCAUUGAUGCUGCUGCUGCUGCAGUUGUUGCUGCUACCGCUCCUACCGAUGCCACUGUUGCAAUCGAUUCCUUAAGCCUUACCGAACCACUUACAGCCGGCGGGGAAUUAAGCGUACCGGUCGAAAGGCCAGUAGAGUCGCUGGAAGACAUCUGGCCACCGUCGCAGUAUGUGUGUGUAGAUAACGUUCCGGAAAGAUCGAUACCGGUCUCACCGGUACAUGUGCGAACGGAGGAAACGGUUGAAGUGCCUGUACAACGGCAAGAGAGUGAAGAGGCACAACAAGUAUGGCCAACCAGCCCCGAACGUGGUUCUGAUUACAUCGAGAUAGAGCCGAAUGUUAUGAAGCCUCAGGAAGUGAAGGAGGAAGAAACAAUAGUUCCAAUAGUGAUGGAGGAAGCAACGCUAGAACACGUGGCAGUAGAUCGAAAUCAGGAAAUUGAGGUUCCUAUAGUGAUGGAAGGAGUGAUUAGCGUGUCGAGUGUGCCUGAGCCGGCUGAUACUACUGGUGAACUUUUGGAACAAACGGUUCAAGUAAAGGAAGAUCUUCCUGUACCAACACAAGUUACAGAAGUUCCCGUAGAAACGAUCGUUGUGAAGAUUGAGGAUGAAAGCAAGCAAUUGGAGCCUAUUGAAACGGUAAUUGUUGAAGCUCCUACCUUGACAGACGAGCCAACGCUGGAAAUUAUUGAGACAACUACGUUGAGUUCCGAACCUGUGGUGGAAACAACGAUCACGCGUACCACCGAUACAAUCGAGGACAGUGAUAGCUGCACUACAAUAGUAGAAACGGUAGUGAUAACCAAGACGACAACAACGGAAGAAGUGAUCGAAAUUCCGGUGGAGGUUGAACAGCUUGAAACUACUGCAGGCGAUGAUCAAGAUGAAACGGUACUGAUUGAAAAGGUGACUCAUGUGACCACGAUUGUAGAGCAUGUUAUGGUCGAGGGUGGAAGCGAGGAUGCGCCUGAACGACCAACAAUUGAGGAGAUAACGAGUGAACCAUCUGCUGAGACGGCACUGGUGAAGCAAGAACAACCAGCGCCACCGGAGCAGGUCGAUGAUGAGACGAACCUACAGGUACAGGUUGCAUCGAUCGGUGAAACGCAAAGCUCUUCGUUGCGAGUUUCGAUGACCGUUGAUCCUACCGAAACGAAGAAGAUCAGUGUGAGCUUGAUCGAGAUUAAACCAUCGACUGGAGCAGCUCUUGAAGAGGAAGGCAAACAGACGGCCGCACCAGAGUCGCUGGAGUUUGAAGAGAUUUCCGGUCUAAAGGCUGUUGAAGUUGAUCCGGGAUAUGAGGCAGAUAAAACGGCUACCGCUGAAGGAGAACCCGAUGACGACGAUAAGAGCAAGAAGAAGCGCAAGAGAAAGAAGAAGGGCAAGAAUGAAAACGAAAAGGCUAGCAAUACCGAUCAAUCGGGACCGGAGCCGAAACCUGCUGCACCUGCCGAUGGACGUUUGUCGGUGGCCCAGGAAUCCGAGCAGCGGUUCGAUUCGUACCAAAGCUUUACGGAGGAAGAUCAACCACAGGUCAGCACCGUGAACGUGCUGGAAGAGGCAGUCGAGCCGGCGAUGAUCGAGGUGCCGAUAACGAUUCAGGAGAAGAUUGUCGUCCCAACCGAGGUGAUUGAGGCGAUCUAUACUGAGGAUGUGCAGCAGCAAACUACUCCGAUUGAGUUUGCUUCAGGACGGAGCGAUUCGGUCGAUGUCGAAAUCGAAAAGAUCACUUCCGAGCGGUUGAUGGUACCGAUCGAUUGGGAGCAACGUUCGAUGCAGACAUCACCAGAACCAGUGAUUCAGCGUACCUCACAGCAAACCUCUCCGCUUACGAUCGAGCAGGAGGGUACCGAGCAGGAGACGAAGGAAAUCCAAACCACAGCUGUAGAAGCGGCCGAGAUUGAAACGCAAACCGCACAACCAGUGGAGCUAAUUCAACAAGAAGCUCAAACGGACACGGUGGAGGAGUCGCCCGCUGCUGCACGUGAGAUCGAUACAGUGGAUAUGGCCAAUCAAACCGUUCCCAUUGAAACCAAGGAAACUCAACAGCAGGCCGAGAAUGCGGAAGAAAUCGUUGGUCCUAUUUUGGGACAGAUCGUGAAGGAAGUGAUUGAUCCAGCGACGCUCUACAAACCAUCAUCGAUGCAAACCAGCCCGGUACAUUUUGCUGAAGAUGCUGAGGCACCGAAAGAGGGCGCAGAUGUUCAGACGGCGGACGAAAGUGCACAAACAAGCUUCCCGGAGGUGCAGGAUGCGAAUGUGGAAACGGAGACGGUGAGUGUGGAAGACCGUGCCAACUCCCCGUUGGCGGAAUCUCCAGCUGAGGUGCAAUCUUCUGUUUUACAACCUAUAUCUACCACGGAAACUGCCAUGCAGACGAGCCCGAUGCACGAUGUGACGGUUGCAGAACCAUCCACCGUCUCUCCGAAGUACGAAAUACAGGAUGAAAUUCUUAUUCAAACAGUCGCACAACCCUCGGCACCAACCUUGGAAAGCGUUGAUAUGCAAACCGUGCAAGUGCCUACGAUGGAAUCGGACGCUCAAACCACUCCAGUGACGGUGACGGAAAUUACCGAAACUGUCACCAUUAGCACACAGACGAAGCAGCAAGAGUCUGCGCCAGCUGCAGAGGAGGUCGUAGAGCCAACGCACGAUGAUAAAGAAAGCAAGAACAAGCGUGACAAGAAGAAAAAAUCGAAGAAAUCCAAGGACAAAUCGAUCCCGAUCGAGGUGGAAGUUAGUACGCAGAUGGUUGUACCAAGCAUGAGCGCUGCCGGUGUACCGUUGGUUGGUGCCGUUGGAAGUGAAUCAGUAACGGUGACGAAAACAAUCAUCACGGAAGGCAAGAGUGCCGAUGGACAGGGAGAUGUCGGUUUGAACAUACAGGUUGACAUUGAUCCUAGCUUCGGUACGGUUGAGCAGAGCACAAUGGCUGGUUCCGCGAAACCAUCUACGAUGGUCAGCUGUCCCAUCAACGAAUCGCUGGACACGCUGCAAAGUCAAAAUCUGCAGCUGAGCCUGUCCGAUUGCUUCUCGAUCAUCAAGUCGCAGCAAAACUAUGCCGAGAAUCGCGUCAUCCCGUGGCAGGACAUUAAUCGAAUGAUGAUGAGCAUCAAAUUCCCGUCGGUAUCAUCCGCGGAGGGUGAUGACCAGCGAGGUAACGCUUAUCCCAUCAUCUGCUCCACAAGCUUACCUACGGAAGAGGACGAUACGGGCGCCGCGAAUGACGAUCUACAGCACGUGCUGCAGCUAUUGCAGGAGAAUGAAAAUAAUCCAGCUGCACAGCAGCACCUCCUUUUCAAUGUCGUGGAAAAUGUUGUCAAGUCGCUGGAAGAUCUCGAUACAGGUGUUGCGCAGGCAAACGUCACCGACGGCCCAUCGUCGGUGGAACGUGCGAAGCUACACAGGGUGUACAAAAUUCGACUCAUUCGCAUCGAAGAGCACAUCGUGAAGAUAAUUACGUACGUGCAGCGCUCUAAGACCGGUCCCAACAAGGAGGUAGACGAGUGCCUAAACCAUCUUCUGCGCCAGGUAAAAGCAUUAGAGCAAACCCUAGCCGAUGGAGAACAGAAGCUGGAUGCAAAUGCUACCGAGCUGCGGACAAUCAGCGGUAAGGUGCGUUCCCUAAGUAAUACCGUCGCUGGAAUUGAGGGAACCUUCAGUGAUCUGGUAGCGAACGAUACCAUGUUCAUCGCGACCAAGCUAUGCAUGAUUCGGGAGUUUGAAAUGAACUGUCGCGUCGCACAAAACUCCCUAACGGCGUGCACAAACGAGUACAACAGUCGGGAGCUGAAAUCGGAGGACGAUGGCAAGCUGGCGGGUGAGAUGGAACAAAUCGGCCAUCAGCUGCGCAGGUUGGAGAAUGGGCUGGUGCUGGAAAGCAACAAGCUGAUCCAACUCGGCAGCCUUGCCGAAGAGUACGAGCAGACGCUGCUCGAGUUCCAGGAGAUCACCGCCACCGCGGAAGUGUUUAUCGAGAACGAGAUCGUAACGAACUCGCUCGAGGAACUGCAGGAGGAAAUGCAACGCUAUCGUAAGUUCUUCGUGAAUCUGAACCACUGCAAGGCGAUACUGGAGUCGUUGGAAACGAACCUCGAUCCACUGACGCGUCAGAAGUAUGCCGAGCUGCACUCUUCGCUGUACAAUCGUACGAAGGUGAUCCUGGAGCGGGCUGUUGAUCGAGCUGGUAAGCUUGCACUGGCAGCAUCGCGCUGGACCGUGCUCGAGAAGGACAUGGUCGCGGAGCAGCAGUGGCUUCAGGUGGCUCAGCAGCGUGUGCCCGAUCUGAGUAAUGUCUCGUCGCAGGACUACGAACGGUACAUUACAAUGUACGAGUCGCUCGACCAGGAUAUUGGCAAUCACUUGACGAAAUUGCGAUCGCACAAUGAGACGGCACGCCGCAUGCAGGAGCUGAUCUCCGCCCCGAUCGUUGAGAAGGAAAGCAAUGAUGCGCUGGUAGUGGCGAUGCAGCUAAAGGAAGAGGUGUCGCUCUACCUGCGCCUGCUGACCAAGUUCAAGACGCAUUGGAAUCAGUACAAUGUGCACGCCGACCGACUGGGUGACUGGGUCCAUCAGAACGAGGGCAGACUAGCGUACAUCACGAUCGAAAAGAACCUGUCCGAAACAUCGGUCGAUCAUAUGCGAACGUUCUGGGAAAUUAAGGCCCAGUACGAGGUGCUCAACAACAAGGUGUACAAGAGCGCUUGCGAAACAUUCGAUCGUGCGCUGGAUACGAUCCCUGUGACAGAUGAACAGCUACAGCGACAGCUGCACGGUCAGCUCCUCGACAACUGGUACGCCGUCUCGAGCCGCAUCGACAACAUCCAGCGCGACAUUACGGACUCGAUGAAAACGGAAGGUACGCCACCAAGCGACAAGCUGGCAUUCAUCGAGCAGGAGCUGCAGGAGAUUGCACGCGAGUUCGACAGCACCAAGUCGGUGCUGAAGAGCCACGAUGAUCUGUACCUGUACAUCGAGCGGAUACACACGCUCAAAACGCGUAUCCAGCUGAUCGAUACCGAGCUGGUCAGUCAGUUUGCCCUCGCCCUCGACUGUGACACGGAGGAGGUGAAUGCGAUCUUCACGCGAUCACGCUUCUUGCUGCACCAGAUAACGGAUGAGCUGCAAGCGGCCGAAACGUUCUACGGUCGGUUGGAAGACAUUGAGCAGGGCAUUGCAGCUCAGGAGCAGCGCUUGGCAGAUAUUGCUCGUGUGCUGGAUGAGUGCAGUGGUAGCGUUAAUGGUAAACGAUCGGCCAUUGAGAAGGCUCUGGCGGACUGCAAAACAAGCCAAGAAGCACUAGGACCCUGUUGGAACGAGUUGAUGCGCUUGCGCCAGAUGCUUCACACGCUGCCGAUGAACCUGAAGGUGUCCGUGUCGCCACUACAAACCGAGCGUGAUCUGUCGACGCUACAAAACGUGCACAAUGAUCUGGAGCGCCGCUCGGAAGAGGUGAUGACGCUGCUACGCAACCGUUUGGCACUGUGGAACAAGUUCCACAAGCAGCUCGACAUGAUACAGGAGCAUGUGCAGGAGACGGAGUUCAUGAUGGAGCUGUUGCAGCUACAGGAAAGUGCCGACUACAACCGACUACUGAAGGCUACGGAACGGUUAGAUACACUUCUGACGGACAUUGAAAGCAGAAAGGGCAUGAUUGAGGAUUUGCACACGAUCGCCCAGCCGCUGGUGGAAACGUCCGACGAGAGUGUGUCGGCCGAGAUCCAGGAAACCGUGCAGCAGAUUAGCGUCGUGUGGGAAAGUACGCGCGAGAACUUGCGCGAUCUGUGCGACCGGUACGAGAAGGCAGUGAAACUGUGGCAACACUAUCACGACGUCUGUGAAGCGGUGAAAGACUGGGUCAACCAUGAGUACACGGAUUACGAUGAUUUGCACCGGCUGGAAGAUCUCCCACAGGUGGAAGUGUACCAGCAGGCACUGCUCGAUCAGCGGCAAGAGGUUGAGAAGCUGCGUAAACUGAUCGGCGACAUCAACGAGCAGGUUGGAUUCAACAUUGGCGAUACGCUGCUGACGGAGAUUGACGAGUGUAGUAAAAAGCUGGAAGAUAUCGAGCGGAAUGUGGUGGAGCAACGAAGCAAGGUACAUGAGCGGGAAGUUGCACGAACGGAGAAGGCUAACACCGUGCAAUCGUCCCGUGGUUUGUUGAACCACAUUCAGGAGAGCCUCCAGCAAUCGGCACACUCUCAGCGUACUGCCGACGAGAAUCUGUACAAUAAGAUCGUUGAUCUACGCUCGUACAUGUUGAGUCUGUGCGGAACAAUCGCCCGUCUUAAGGACAUUCAGCGCGAACGUGAACCAGCGGAUGAUAAUGGCAAUCUGCAGAAUCUGCACUCAAUCUCGCAAAAUCUGCUACAGGACUCGUUCCAGCAGUACCAGGAGUUGGUGCAGCAGCUCGUCACUCAAACGGAGGAUGACGGGCGCUUGCUAGAAUUCUGGCAAGAGUAUCUUCAGUUUGUGCUGACGUUCCUGUCUGAACCCAUCCCGAGCGAUUACGGUCAGCUGAAGGCACACCGCGAACAAUGUCGGCUCAUUAGAAUGCUACUGAUAAGCCUCCGCAAAGUGCUGCUACAGAAGAGCAAGAUCGACGUCCGGUUGGUGGAGCGGUUCAACGAGCUGAGCGAACUGCAUGCCGAUCGAAUCGAUCGUUUCUCGGAACGAAUCACCGAGACAGACAAUCGACUGUGGCACUGGGAAAAGUUCCGUUCGCUUGGUGACGAUCUGUAUGAGGCACUCGCUAACAUCGAACGGGAAAAGUUCACGCUCCAGCUGGAGUACAUCAAUCUGCAGGAGCUGCCGAAGCUGAUCGGCAAGGUUAACGGUUUGCUGGAACAGUUCCCCCGGCUGGAUGGUGAUCUGAGCGCAAUGAAUCAGGAGCUGUCGCAGCUGACACUGUAUACGAAGGACGAGUGUACGCUGGUGGGCAUGCGAAGCGAACAGGGCAAGAUUGCGGAAAAGAUUUCCAAGCUGCAGGACAAUGUGGAAACGUGGAAGAACUUCUUGUUCGGCAUUGAAGAGCUGCACGGCCGGUUCGGAAAGCAAUCGUACGAGGUGGAGACGAGUUUGCGCGAACUGCAAGAGUGUCUGGAUGAGCUGGAAGCGGAUCAGCGCAGUACGGCCGGUUCGGGCAUGGAGCAUCGGUUGAGUGGUGUGCAAGCGCGACUGAACCUCGUCAAGAAUCAUCACGUCCGAUUGAACACGGUACGGGCGAAUCUGGAAGAGGUUGGCCAAGUGCAGGAAGAGCUCAAGGCAUGCAUCAGCAUGUUCGAUGUGCAGCGCCUGCACAAACGCGUUUGGACGUUGUGGCAGAUCUACAGCAAGCUGGAGCAGCGCAUCGUACUGCAGGUGAAGCGUAGCGAGGAGGCGUCACGCAACAGAAAACUCUUCCUCGAGCACUACCACUCGCUGACGGAAUGGAUGCGACUGUUUGAGAACAAGCUGAACGAUACGAACAAGUACGAGUCCUGUACCGACGAUCAAGUGUUCAUUCGCAGUAUGGAGGAAUCGAUGCGUCAGGAGUUAGCGUUGAAGGAAUGCGAAAAGGAUUGGCUUACCUCCAUGGGCAAGGAUCUGCUGGCGCACUGUUCAACGGCGGAAGAGCACACCGAAAUUAUGAACCAUCUCGAGAAGCUUUACGCACAGUGGGACUAUCUGUGGCGGCUGUGCGACAGUCGCGCUCAGAAGAUAUCGGAAAUUGAGGUAACGAUGCGUUCGCUGGAAUUGCGCAUUGCCGAGCUGCGAGCGUGGAUGGAAACGAUCGAGCGCGAGCUUCGGAUGCCGUUUGCGGUGGACAAUUUGGAGAAAACCAAUCUAGACCGAUUGCUGGACGAUUACGAGAAGCUACAGCGAUCGAUCGAGGGUAAUAGUGGUAAUGUGGCGGAAGUACUGAACCUGUGCGAGAUGUUGUUCAUCGAUGUGCAGUCGUGGAAUGUGCACAUUAACCGUCGAAGCAUUCAAAAUGAUGCAAAGGAUCUGGACUGGCGGUGGAAGAACGUGUGCAUGGAGUCAGGCCGUCGAAAGCAGGAUCUACUGGCCCUGUGGAACAUGCUGCUGGAGUUGCAGAAGAUUGUGGAAUCGCACCAGCAAUGGGUGCACGAACAGCACGCGUACGUUCGUCACCUAGAGCAAUCGGCCUCUUCCCUCGAUGGCGAUCAGCUGGCCGAUGAGCUGGAAAACAUCGCGAUUCGAAUGAAUGAUGUCGUUGCACAGGAACCGAUCCAAUGCAUCAUGCGCAGGCUGUACAUAUCGGUGGCGCACCACGAUCGCAUCUCGGCCGAUGGUUUGCGCUUCCUGACGGCCCCAGCCCAGCAGAUGCUGCUACUCUGGGAACGACUGCACUUGAGCCUAACCAGUCUGCGUACCGAGGUAGAACGCUACCGAACGGAGUACGGUACGUUCGUGAUGGAAUACGAGCGUAUCAUUCUCGCGCUGACACAGAUCGACGUGCAGGUGACGCAGAUCGAACACAUUCCCCCGGAGCAGACAGCGGAUGGUCCGUUGUCUGCGGAAGCACGCAUUGAUCGCUUACGAGAACUUCACAGUGAGCUGCUGUUCGUGGUGAACCUGUUCGAAAAGGAGGACACGCUCGGUGCGGGCCUAAUCGAACGACACGCCAACAAUAACACCAUGACGGAAGACAUUCGACAGAAGAUGGCUGAAUAUCACGAGCUGGGCAAUAGCGUCAAGACGCGCCUCGAUGCACUGCUAACCCGAGCAACGGAAGCGUUCGAAGUGCGCAACGAAAAGGAAGUGGCCGUCCAGGUAAAUACACUGCGGCUCGAGCGCAGUGAGUCCAUAACAGCGAAGGAUGCCUACCGCUAUCAAUUGGAGACCGCACUGACCGAAGCUGACACCAAUCUGCGCAAGCUGGAGGAAGCGAUCGAAGCAAUCAAUGCGAACAACUUCAUGUCGUCGACGCAGAACGUUUCCAAAGCGUCCGCUGCCUGCGAGUCCUCAAUCGAGCUGAUCAAGCAUUUGAGCACACUGCUGCUUGCAGAAUGUCACGCCACAGUGGAGGAAGCUUUCACUGUGCGUGUGAAGGAAGAAACGGAACGAUAUCAUCGUUUGUUGACCGUGUGGAAGGAGAAGCAAGAACAGCUGGAAGAAUCAAGGAUCAUUCCUAAUGCUUACAAUUUUAACUGCGUACACAAUGCGGACUACCUAACGUGUCCGCUGUGUACGAACCGCAACUGGCAGCAGAUCGAUAACGAUCUGUGGCGCCUCGAGCAGUGGCUCGCAAUGGCGGAAUCGACGCAGCGCAAUCAACUCUCCAGCCCACCAUCUGACAUCGAUGCGCUGGAGGACACGAUACAGGACCACCGCGAGUUCCUGCUCGAUCUCGACAGUCACAAGAGCAUCAUCAAGUCGCUCAACAUUGUCGGCGAACAUCUGGCGACGCACACGCGCGAUACCGAUCGGGCGGCCAAGUUGCGCGAGCGGCUGCAGAAGAACAACCGCCGCUGGGAUGCCGUCUGUACCGGAGCGUCCCGCUGGCAGUCAGCACUGAACAGUGCGCUGAUGGAGAACCGCGAGUUCCAUCGGACGAUAGCGGAGCUGAGCGGAUGGUUGGAGCAGACGGAGAACAAGAUCAAGAGCUCGGAACCGAUUGAUCUGACCAGCGAUCAGCGAUUGGUGGAGAAGAAGUACCGCAUGUUCCGGGAGCUGCGGGCGGAUCUGAUGCGUUGCGAGCCGCGGGUCGUGAGUUUGCAGGAGACGACCUCCCAGCUGACAAAGUACGUCGAUGCGAACAAGUCGGAAAAGUUCGAUGAAGUGUAUGCAAAGCUGACUGAUCUUCGGCUGCGCUUCCACUCGAUCCGCCGCCUGGUGGAGAUGUACAUCAUCAAGAUAGGUGCCGCGUUGGGCUAUGACAGCAGCACCAGCCUGGCCGAAAUUCCUUCCUCCUCCUCGAACGCCUCGCUGGCGACCGUCGAUCGGCAGCAGGCAAGACGCCGACAGGCAUCCGAACAGCAGGAGAGCCACCAGCAAGAUGGUAGCGGAUCCCGAAACCAUCCAUCACAAGCGUCGGCACACGAUUCCAGUACAAACAUUGGCAGUGCAGAGGGCGACGACGAUGUCAUCAACACCACGAUACUCACGCGAAGCUAUCGAUUCUUGGGCCGUGUCAUACGUGCCUCGUUGCCCAUCCAGGCGAUGCUGUUAUUGCUGCUCGGUGUGGUCACGCUCAUGCCCCACGGUGAGGAGUACUCCUGCACCCUGGCCAACAACUUUGCCCGCAGCCUGGAACCGAUGCUACGCUAUCCGAACGGUCCACCACCGAUCUAGCGACCUGCGAACGAGCGGGCCGCAACAACCACCAGCCCAAUCCAACAUCCACAUCCCUUCCCUGACUCCAUUCCUUGUGUUCCUUUUAUAAAGCGCAAAAUGAGGCAAUUUUAGUGUGAGAGAGAAUGGUCCCAGCAGUGCCUGGAUAGCUCUUCAAACAUGGAAAGAAUGGCUAUUUACACACUGUAUGCUGUACAGCCUUUAGAAACACACCGUACAUAAAUAUUGUAUUGCCAUUUUGUUUUUGCACAUACAUACAUUAGCUAGAUAUAGAUCGAAUGGCGAAUCGAAAUCCAACGAAAAGCACGACGCAGUAGUACAAACGCGCGUGUAGCAAACCGAGAAGGGAAUGCUCUUCUUCUUAAUAGCUUUUAAGUACAGCCUUUAAGCUCGAUAUAACUUUGGUAAACAGAAGAGCUGCUGGCAACUAAUCUACCCCCUCACUAACCUUUUAGAUGUAUUUAAGCAUUUUUUGCAUUGUUUUGUUUUCAGCGCUGAAGUGGCAUUCUUAUGACGGUUUUAUUUUAUUUUUGUUUUAGGUCUGUAAGCUAUAUAUUUAGCGUGAUAUAAUAAAAGUAUUCUAGGUUGUCUAGAAAUGUUAUCGAA
This is a messenger RNA of Anopheles coluzzii, 42089 nucleotides long. RefSeq names its product muscle-specific protein 300 kDa (gene Msp300). Gene Ontology annotation, molecular function: actin filament binding. Gene Ontology annotation, cellular component: nuclear outer membrane; cytoplasm; meiotic nuclear membrane microtubule tethering complex. The record is from RefSeq and is a predicted model, not a curated record. NCBI's taxonomy places the organism in Eukaryota, Metazoa, Arthropoda, Insecta, Diptera, Culicidae. Gene Ontology annotation, biological process: nuclear migration. The coding region runs from base 594 to 41483 and encodes 13629 amino acids. The transcript is spliced from 23 exons.